Adineta steineri is the source of this 1137-nucleotide messenger RNA. NCBI's taxonomy places the organism in Eukaryota, Metazoa, Rotifera, Eurotatoria, Adinetida, Adinetidae. The record is from the annotation of a GenBank genome assembly.
AUGGCUAAUCCAAGUUUUGCUGAAAUAAAAGCAAAAUUUAAUGAAAAAGCUUUAAUGGGAUUGCGUACACCGAAAAUACCUACUAAUGUUAAGUCAUCAGGAGAUUCGUCUAUGUCAGAAAUGUCAGACCAGUUAAAAUCGAAUGGUUCCAAUCAAUCGUUUGAUGAUGAAUAUUCAGUGGUAUCUGAUUCUACUAUUUCAUCAACACAAGCAUCGAAUGAAGUGUCAUCGUCAUAUGGUACAAAGCUGGCUCAUAUUCUUCAACACAAUAUAAACAGUGGUACACCUUUCAAGAAGCCACCAGUACCAUUACCUAGUUCUGCUAUUGGACAUCGAAAUGAAGAUAUACAUUCUGGGACAUCAUCUAUCACUCAGGAUUCUACGAUGUCUCAAGGUUUAAAGAAACCGCCUGUACCAUUACCUAGUUCUGCUACUCGACAUCAAAAUGAUGAUACACAUUCAGAAACAUCAACUGCUUCACAAGAUUCAAUAUCUCAUGGCACUACUAAUUCUACAGGUUUUAAGAAACCACCUGUACCAUUACCUGCUUCUGCUGCUCGACAUCGAAAUGAAGAUAUACAAGAUCCAAUAACACAUCCUAUUAUAUCUCAUGGUGCCACCAAUGCGACAGGUUUUAAGAAACCGCCUGUACCAUUACCUAGCUCUAUUAAUCAAGAUCAAGAUAGAGAAAUAUCAUCAAUGUCACAAGAUUAUGCAGUAUUACAUUCUGUUAUAUCUCCCAAUGCAAGUCAUCUUACUGGUACAAAGAAACCACCUGUACCUUUACCUAGCUCUGUUAAUCAAGAUCAAGAUAGAGAAAUAUCAUCAAUGUCACAAGAUUAUGCAGUAUUACAUUCUGCUAUAUCUCCUAGUGCAAAUCAUGUCACUGGUACAAAGAAACCACCUGUACCUCUACCUGACUUUGCUAGUCGAGCUCAAACUAAUAAUUUACAUUCUGAAUCUGUAUCAUUAGAUAAAAUGUUACCUUCAAAAUGUAUGUUUUUUGAAUUUGAAAAUAUGAUUAAUGAUUAUCAACGAAGAGAUCCUCAAACAAUUCUAUAUCCAAAACUGAAACCAACAAUGCCAAAAAUGACAACAGAUGAUAUUCAUAUUCUUGAAAUAUAUUCAAAUACAUAA